This is a messenger RNA of Culex pipiens pallens (northern house mosquito), 484 nucleotides long. RefSeq lists its product as uncharacterized. Lineage: Eukaryota; Metazoa; Arthropoda; Insecta; Diptera; Culicidae. The transcript is spliced from 2 exons. Gene Ontology annotation, cellular component: cytosol. The coding region runs from base 80 to 391 and encodes 103 amino acids. The record is from RefSeq and is a predicted model, not a curated record.
AGGAUUGGCCAUCAGUUCGAUUGUAGUUCACGUCGCGGUUACACAGGUCGUCCGUUUUCUUCACCACCCCCCUUAAAUCAUGGAUCAGGUCAUCGAGCGCAUCAAGACCCGCGUGGCCGCCGUCGACCCGAACGGACCCCGCAAGGUUCUGGGCGUGUUCCAGCUGGACGUCAACACCGGCGCCGGCGUCGAGCAGUGGACUGUGGACCUGAAGCAGCUUAAGGUGGAGAAGGGACCGGCUGCCUCUCCGGACGUGACCGUCGUGCUGGCCCUGGAGGAUCUGGUUGCGAUCAGCGGCAAGACCCUGACCAUCGGGGACGGCCUGAAGCAAGGCAAGAUCCAGGUUAGCGGUGAUGCCGCGCUGGCCGCCAAGUUGGCUGAGGUUAUCUAAAGCGGAAUGAGGUUUGGCUCUUGGAACUGUGUGUAUUGAGUGAUGUGUAGAUGUUGGAGGAAUAAAGGUUGUCUGAUUUUUUAAAUAAGAGAA